AUGACGUGCUCGAGCGGCAGCACGGCGGCGGUGUCGCGGCUGGCGGUGGCCUGGGGCCUGCUGGCGCUGGCCACGGUGCUCACCGCCUUCGUCACCAGCGGCUGGCUCUGGACCUGGGAGCCGCUCAACUCGGCCGCCACGGCCACCGUCACCUUCCGCAUCGGCCUCUGGCACGUCUGCCCCACCGUCUGGCGCGACAACUCCUCCCAGCCGGUGGCGUCGCCGGCGUGUUCGCUCGUUAAGUAUUCGUCUUGGGACGAGGUGAAGCACUCCGACCUGGGCUUGUGGGCGCCGCUACACUUCACGCCCAUCUUCGUCACGCGCAUGAGGCUUUCAAUGCCGUUUGAAGCUGUGGGUCUGCUACUCAUCCUAAUCGCCACGCUGUUCGCCGUGAUGGGACACUGCAGCUGUGACCACAAGAUGCUCAUCGCAUGUGGACUCUACAUCCUCGGAGGUCUGUCGCUGGGCGGGGGCCUGGUGGUGUUCGCGUCGGUGCUGAGCGACGCCUACCUGGAGCGCCCCCGCGGCACCCAGCAGGCGGCGCUGUUCGACUACCGCUACGGCUGGUCGUUCUUCGUGGCGUGCGCCUCCUUCCUGAUGUCGGAGCUGGCGGCGCUACUGUCGGUGACGGCCUACCUGCGCCGCUUCCCGUCCGUCGAGGAGAUGGUGAGCGCCGCGGUGCCCGGCGCCGAGCGGUUGGUGCGCAACCUGUGGACGAGCCCGCGCGGCCUGUACGCCAAGCGGCCGCUGCUGCUGCCCGCCCUGGCGUCGGCCGCCGUCACCGUGCCGAUCAAACUGAUGGGCCCCCAGCAGAAGGCGCCGGAGCGCCUCGAAGACACCGCCGCGGCGGGCGCGCAGCCCUCGGCGACGGCGACGCCGACGCCCACUCCGUUCCUGUUCGCGGAGCAGCUGCAGCAGCAGUUCGGAGGACAGUCGUUCCGCCCCGGCCGCUACGAGACGCUGCGGCCGCCCGCCAAGAAGAAGGCGGUGAACUGUUACCCUUUUGAGAAUAUUAUAUCAGGUGCUGGAGAAGAGGUCUGGAAAAAAUUAUUGUUUUAG
This is a messenger RNA of Schistocerca serialis cubense, 1059 nucleotides long. Its product is annotated as voltage-dependent calcium channel gamma-7 subunit-like. Gene Ontology annotation, cellular component: AMPA glutamate receptor complex; postsynaptic density membrane. Lineage: Eukaryota; Metazoa; Arthropoda; Insecta; Orthoptera; Acrididae. Gene Ontology annotation, molecular function: voltage-gated calcium channel activity; channel regulator activity. The record is from RefSeq and is a predicted model, not a curated record. Gene Ontology annotation, biological process: neurotransmitter receptor transport, postsynaptic endosome to lysosome; transmission of nerve impulse; positive regulation of synaptic transmission, glutamatergic. The coding region runs from base 1 to 1059 and encodes 352 amino acids. The transcript has 6 exons.